AUGGGGGUUAGCUAUGGGUGGCAAAUCCAAAAGGCAACGACUAGUCGAGGAAGGGCGCGCGAGGGUCUCGGGUCUGUUGGAGAUCUCGUCCGCCGCCUAGAAGAAGGAUUCCGGGCCGGGCUCAAGAAAUUCCUACAAGAAAAAGUCGAGGAUGAAACUGAGUCACGUGGUUUUCACUUGAACAGCCUUGGAGAAGAAAAUGGGACCCACAUCAAGAACAGAUCCCUUCCACUCUCGACCCUCAUCGACAUACUCAAGCAGAAGACGGGCAAGGACGACAUUGAUGUUGGCAAGCUCCGCCCGACACUCUUUGACAUCUUUGGAGAUGACUCGAGCCCCAAGGUGAAGAAAUUUAUGAAAUGUAAUAUUUGGCAAAUUGAAAGGAGAGAGCGGAGAAGAUGGCGGGUUUUUGGGAAUGGUGGGGGUUUGGCCCAACAGUUUCUCAAGCAGAAGCUCCAAGAAAACAAUGACUAUGCAAAGCCUGCUUUGGAGACUCAUGUGGGGAGGAAAGAGGAAGUUUAUGCAGGGGCCACUAAAAGGGCCCUUCCGGACAGUGACAUUCUAAUGAGCGGCUGCCAGACGGAUCAGACAUCGGCAGAUGCUACCCCAUCUGGGGACCCGAGUCGAGCAUAUGGGGCUCUGAGCGAUGCACUACAGACCAUAAUUGCCGAGUCGGAUGGGACAAUUAGUAACCAAGACCUUGUGCUCAAGCUAGGCAGCUUUUGA
Striga hermonthica is the source of this 726-nucleotide messenger RNA. The record is from the annotation of a GenBank genome assembly. Lineage: Eukaryota; Viridiplantae; Streptophyta; Magnoliopsida; Lamiales; Orobanchaceae.